Panicum hallii is the source of this 2073-nucleotide messenger RNA. RefSeq names its product putative UPF0481 protein At3g02645. The transcript has a single exon. Bases 78 to 1847 code for a protein of 589 amino acids. Lineage: Eukaryota; Viridiplantae; Streptophyta; Magnoliopsida; Poales; Poaceae. The record is from RefSeq and is a predicted model, not a curated record.
UCUCUCGCAAGUGAGCGUGUCAGUGCACUCGAUCGUGAGAGCUAGCGAGGCGGCAGCACGUACACAGUAGACCAGCAAUGGCGGCCUCCGAAUCCGAUCAGCAAGGCGCGGGCAGGCACGGGGCGCCGCCGCCGGCGUUCGACGAGGUCCGUUGGGUGGUCCAGAUCCGGCAGUCCCUGGAGGAGGGCGCCCCCGGGGGCGGCGACGACGACGACACCGGCAUCCCGGUGUCCGUCUUCAACGUGCCCAAGGCGCUGCGGGCGCACAAGCCGGAGGCCUACACGCCCCAGCUCAUCGCGCUCGGGCCCUACCACCACUGGCGCCCCGAGCUGUACGAGAUGGAACGCUACAAGCUCGCCGCGGCGCGCCGCGCGCAGAGGCUGCUCCGGCCGGGGGCCGUCAGGCUCGACGGCCUCGUCGACCAGUUCAGGGGGCUCGAGCGCAGGGUCCGCGCCCACUACCACCGGUACCUCGACUUCGGCGGCGAGACGCUCGCGUGGAUGAUGCUCGUCGACGGCGCGUUCCUGCUCGAGUUCCUGCAGGUCUACGCCGCCGCCGCGGCCAACGAGGGGGAGGUCGCCAGCGACGGCGGAAAGGCGCUGCGGAGGGUGUCGUCGAGGAUGCAGCACCUCGUCGACUUCGCCGGGAGGAAGUCGGCGCACAACCUCAUCCUCCGCGACAUGCUCAUGCUCGAGAACCAGGUCCCGCUCUUCCUGCUCCGCAGGAUCCUCGAGCCGCAGUGCGCGUCGGCCGACGAGGCUGCCGGGCUGCUCGCGCGGAUGGUCACCGGGCUCGUGAAGGAGCUCUGCCCGUUCAAGAUGAUGGAGAACUUCCCGGCGGUCGACGUCGGCAAGCACGCGCACGUGCUCGAGGCGCUCUACUACCUGCUCGUGCCGAAGCCGGCCGAGGAACACGCCGCGGAGGCCGACGACAACGGCAACCACCACGACGAGGGGUACGACAUCGAGGAGCAGCUGGUGGACGGCGCCGGCGGCGAGGAGGAGCAGAAACCAGCCGCCGGCUGGGAAUACGUCAAGCAGCUGCUCCUCACCAUGGGGGGAAUGGCAUCGAGCGGCCGGAUGCGCUACGUGACGAAGCCGAUCGCGUUCGUUAUCAAGGCGCCGUGGAAGAUGCUCACCGUCGUACCGGGCAUCUCGGCGAUGAAGCAACCCGUCGAGGCAUUCUUCAUGUCCGGCGGCGACGGGAGUACCGGCCCCCGCGACCCGAACGGCGCGGGGUACCUGACCCGGCCCCCACUGAUCGAGGAGAUCAUGGUCCCCUCGGUGUCCGAGCUGGUCAACGUCGGCAUCCAGUUCUCCCCGACCGCCGGCGACCUAUCCACCAUCGCCUUCGACCUCAAGACGGUGACCUUCCACCUCCCCGUGGUGACCCUGGACUCCAACACGGAGGUGGUGCUCCGGAACCUGGUCGCCUACGAGGCGGCGUCGGCGUCGGGCCCGCUGGUGCUGGCCCGGUACACGGAGCUGAUGAACGGCAUCAUCGACACCGACGAAGACGUAGCGCUCCUGCGGCGGCGCGGGGUGGUGCUGAACCGGAUGAAGAGCGACGGCGAGGUCGCCAAGCUGUGGAACGGGAUGUCGCGGUCGGUGCGGCUCACCAAGGUGGCGUUCGUGGACAGGGCCGUCGAGGAGGUGAACCGCUACUACAACUCGCGGUGGCGCGUGAAGACGAAGCGGUUCAUGCGCAAGUACGUGUUCAGCUCGUGGCAGGUCCUCACCUUCCUCGCCGCCAUCAUGAUGCUGCUGCUCACCACGCUGCAAGCUUUCUGCUCCGUCUACACCUGCUCGCGGUGGUUCGGCGCCGUCACCGUCGCGACGGCGGAGUGAUUACCGAUCAGAUUUUUGGGCGACUUUCUUGAUCUGGAUACGCGACAUGAUUUGCAUGGGUUUGGUUUGGCUGGAAAUGGCACCGGUAUACAGUUGUUGGAUAAUGUGGUUGGGCAUUUUUCUUUUUCCUUUGGUUGUUGUUCUGAAGUGUAAAGUACUAAGGUGAUUGGUUGUGAUUUGUGAUACUAAUAAAACUUGCACAUUUAGCGCCAUUGGUUUGACACUA